Molecule: messenger RNA, 366 nt
Organism: Racocetra persica
Lineage: Eukaryota; Fungi; Glomeromycota; Glomeromycetes; Diversisporales; Gigasporaceae
Source: the annotation of a GenBank genome assembly
UUGGUGAAGGAUAGAAAACCAAGGUCAUUUAAUAAUGCUGCUAAAAAUAAUGAACAAAUUGGUAAAAGACCUCGAGAUAAUGUGCCUUGGAAAAAGAAAAUGAAUAAUGAUGAGUUCAAAGACACUUGUCUCAUUCAUGUUCAUCUCAGAAAAAUCACAGCUAUAAUUAAUGCUGGGAUUGUGAAACAUUUGAAAAAAGAAUUAACCAUUGGUCUUGUAGAUGUUGAAGUCAUUGAAUAUAUUUCUGGCAUUGAUGUUGUUGUAUAUGGUGUUGGUGUAAAUCAACCAUUUUAUAUUAUACAAGAGUUGGCUUCUGAUAUUGUUCUUGAAAUAUCAUGGGUAAUAAAGUUCAAUAUCAGGUCAUAG